Molecule: messenger RNA, 1227 nt
Organism: Lichtheimia ornata
Lineage: Eukaryota; Fungi; Mucoromycota; Mucoromycetes; Mucorales; Lichtheimiaceae
Exons: 5
Coding region: 1-1227 (408 amino acids)
Source: RefSeq, a predicted model, not a curated record
AUGGAAGCGUCAGCACCACAACCGGAUGGCAGCGAGUUGGCAUCAAAGCUCGUUUCCUUGCUAUCUAUAUCAGUCAUGAGCAUCUUAUUUGGCAUCAAGACAUUCAAUGUGCAGUUCAAGUACCUGACUUAUUCACGUUGGCUGGUUUUGACGUUAUACAUCAUCUCAUGGGGAUUCACGUGCGCUGCGACGUUAUUUGUGUCGACCAACAACCAAAACCUUUUAUCAUGCUUUCUCUCUGAAAUGGCUUGCGACAUUUUUUAUUCAGCAACCAAGAUCAUUAUCUAUGGAUGGCUCAUUGAAAAGGUGUGGGUGGUGUCAUCCGUUCGCAAAUCUCGAUGGAAGACCAAGAGCUAUAGAAUUCACAUGAUGCUCCUUGCCCCUUAUAGUGGCAUUGCUGCUAUCAUGAUUGUAUUCCAUAUUGCAGAAAUUGAAGAAAGUGGUAUAUGCAUCAUUGGUCUUAAACCCGUAGCAAGCAUACCCUUACUAAUUUUCAACCUUUAUUUCACCAUCCUCUUUGUGCUGCCAUUGAUACGUAUUGGCAGGAGUGUGCAAACUGAUUGGAAGAGUUCACGUUUGCAUGAAGUGGCUCUACGCACCUUGGCAGCAUCCACGGUGUGUCUUUUUGUAUCGUUUGCCAACAUUUUGGCCUUGGUGAUCUUAAACGGUCGAGAGCGUGGUGUCUUGUGUCUUACAUGUUGUACGGUUGAUGUCACUAUCAACGUUAUCACCAUUCACUGGGUGACUUCCAAUCCAGCAGGCAAAACAAGCAAGGAUCACGUAUACAGCAUGGAUAAUAAGGAAACAUCUACACCUGAUCGACGCACAGCAACUACGGAUGAGCAGACUCAAAUGCAUCAACGUCUUGCACAAAAAGACUUGUACAAUGUCGGCAUUGACGAGUAUAUUGCAAGCAACACGACACCAGCUCCGCCAGGUGAACAUGCUGGUGGCACACUCGGCUACAUGGGUGAUGAAAGCCGUGUGGCGAAUGAAAAAGGUGGUGCAGCAGCAGGUCGUAACGAAUUACCUGGAUACCUCGAUUCAAAUGAUCUCAUGGGCACAACCACAGGUGUCGUGCCUAUGGGGAGGGAAACGCAAUAUCGAUACGUCAAUGGUCGUUUUAUGAUGAUUACAUCAGAGAAAGGGGAUGAUGACGAUGACUCGUCGUCGAUACAAGAAUCCCAAAGUAGCCGCAAAUCGCUCACAAAGCCUUACAACAGCUAA